GAUACUAGAAAACAAAAUCCCAAACUUGACGGUGAUUGUGCGUGUGCCUUCGUCUCCCGUCGGAUCUUCCGAAACACAAAACCCUAAAAGUCGUCUCAGGUUGUCUCUGUGGGAAUCUUCUUCGUGUUCAAAUUUGUGCGAGCAAAAUCUAAUGGAAGGCUAUUUGGAAUAUAUGAAAACGAAACAAGUAUGCCGCGGCGUAUGGCCGCCGCCACGGUACAUCAGUGGUAGAGAGGAUAUGAUAAGCAAAUUUCCUGAUGCUUUGAUAUCUCAGAUACUCUUGUAUCUUCCCACUAAAGAAGCUGUGAAGACCAGUGUUUUGUCCACUAGGUGGAAAAGUCUCUGGCUUUUGAUUCCCAUUUUGGAUUUGGACUCUUCCAAGUUCCCAGAUUACAACACAUUCGUGGGAUUUACGGACAAGUUCAUAGAUUUCUCUAGGGAACAUAAGUCUUGCUUGCACAAGCUUAAGCUAAGUAUCCGGAAGAAUGUGAAUGAUCCGCCUUGUGUUACUCGUUGGGUAGAUUUUGUGGUUAGGCGUAAGCUUGAGCAUCUUGAUGUUGAGUGUCUUGUGAACCGUAAGUUUUUAGAAGAGAUGCCGUUAAGUCUUUAUGUAUGUGACACGCUUGUGUAUCUAAGACUCCAUCGGGUAUCGUUGGGUGAGUUUGAGUCUGUUUCUUUGACUAGUCUAAAGACUAUGCGUUUAGAAGAGAAUGUGUAUGCUAAUGAUGUGGUUCUAGAGUCACUUAUCUCUUCUUGCCCUGUUCUUGAAGAUUUGAGCAUUCUUCGGAUGGUGAAAGAUAACGUAAAGGUUUUACGAGUGCGGUCUCAAACAUUAACCAGUCUUCAUGUAGACUUUUAUUUUGGUGCAGGUGAUGAAUACUGCGUUGAUGGUUUUGAUAAGAAAGUCUCAGGGGUUUUUAUUGAUGCCCCUAGACUCGAGUAUUUGAAAUUCCAAGAUGAUCUAUCGGGGAGUAAAAUCAUUACAAAUUCUGGUUCCUUAGCCAAGGUCAAUGUUGUAUAUGUCUUUAAUGAGUCUGACUGUGCUGAUGUGGUUGACUUACCAAAGCGAAAUAUGGUCCGUAAUUUUCUUACCAGUAUCUCCGGAGUUAGGGAUAUGACGAUCUCUGACCAUUUUGUGGAGUUUCUCUACUAUAAUAUAGACUUCGACCCACUGCCCCAGUUUUGCAACCUUUCGUGUUUAAAAGUGAAGAUUUCUUUAGAGUUACUGGAGAUUCUGCCAACCCUUCUUGAGAGUUGUCCCCAUCUAAAAUCACUCGUCUUGAUGUUGGAAUUUGAUCCGGCGGAAGAGGAUGUGCAAAUAAGAUUCUCAUCUGUACUUCGGUGUUUGGUUUCAUCACUCGAGUUUGUAGAGAUAAAAUACAUAAACGGAUGGCCUGCUAUAAUGGAAGUAGCAAGGUACUUCGUAGAAAACUCAAGAGUCCUCAAAAAACUUGUUCUGCAUUUGAGGUGUUCCUCGCACCAAGAAGGAUUUUACAUGCUAAAGGAACUCCUUGAAUUGCCCAGAGGAUCUAGCACAUGUCGAAUCAUAGUUUGUUGACGGCUUGAAAGGUUUUAGGUGGGUCUGUGAUCAGAUCAAGAGUAGCAUUCCCAGCUGGUUACUUAAAUUGGACUUGGAUUUGGUAUUUGUUUUUUGUGGCACACUAUUAUGAUGUCUUUAGAAUCUUUUGGCUACUAGUUCUGGAUGAUAUAUUCGAGAGUUUUGUGUGGCUUUUGCCUUCUCUUAAGCCAUCUCUGUUUUGAUACCAUGCCAUUUUCAACCAAA
Molecule: messenger RNA, 1783 nt
Organism: Camelina sativa (false flax)
Lineage: Eukaryota; Viridiplantae; Streptophyta; Magnoliopsida; Brassicales; Brassicaceae
Product: FBD-associated F-box protein At5g22730-like
Molecular function (GO): protein binding
Source: RefSeq, a predicted model, not a curated record